Molecule: messenger RNA, 9233 nt
Organism: Camponotus floridanus (Florida carpenter ant)
Lineage: Eukaryota; Metazoa; Arthropoda; Insecta; Hymenoptera; Formicidae
Product: telomere-associated protein RIF1
Exons: 15
Coding region: 787-8733 (2648 amino acids)
Biological process (GO): telomere maintenance
Cellular component (GO): nucleus
Source: RefSeq, a predicted model, not a curated record
GAAGGAAGGAGAAGAAGGAUAUUAAAGUAAAAAUAAAACAACUAUUUUGCCAAUAAUUCGAUCAAGAUAGAGAUGCAAAGAACCAGACAGUUGGCAGCUGAUUUCCACGUGUCCAUUUUUAUGUGGCUAUUGAAAUUCACGUAUCGAAUGACAGGUUGCAACAGUUACAUGGAUCUCGAGCUUAUCGCCUCUCGCUUCUUCCCGCUAAAAUGAGAACUGGCCGAAGGAGGAGUUGUGCACAAGUAGAAACACGGACACGAGCGCCUUUGUAAAUUCCGGCUGGCACGCGAAGCUGAAGGCUGGAGCGUGCGGCAAAACAAACGAGCUCGCUUCUGUUUGUUGUCGGCGAAAAAUUGCGGAAGGAAAACAAGAGCCGGGAAUGGGAGGAGACGCGACACGUUUGUGUUUGUGAAACUUGCGUAAAUCAGAGGAAGACUAAGCGCAAAACAUUGUCCGAACGGAUUGCGCCAUUUGCACGAUCUGCGACGCGGAAGAGGAUUCGCGAGCUUCUCUCCCUCUCUCUCUUUCUCCCUCUCGCUCUCUCUCUCUCGUGGAAGAGAACGGUGGUGAGCUUCGUCGAUCGUGUGUCGGACAUAUUCAUCCCGGGCGCGAAAGUUUCUCCAAUACUGAGGAAGCUCUUUUCUUCGCACGUUUGAAAGGAUUAGAGGAGAGGAAGAACUGGAAGAAGAGUCGUACUGGUUCGCGCACGAGGCGAACGAGAUGAACGGUGAUCGGUAAUCGUCGCGAGGCAAGAAAGAAAGGGAGAAAGGAACAAGACGCGACGAGAUGGCCACAAUCACGAGUACGACCUUCCCGAGGGUGCUGAAGAUAUUACGGGAAAACAACAAUGUGAAGGAAAAGCGCGAGGUUUUAACUUACAUCUCCAGUCAAGCUAAAAAAUUAGAAUCAAGUGGUACUCUCAAAGAAGAUCGUUACAAGGAAUUGUGCAGACUGGUUAUAGAAGCAUUUACAAGACAUGAAGGGAGUAUGCAGAACGAAGCAUUAGGUGCGCUUAAUGCCAUUGUAAAAGAAUUCAAAACUCAUUCUUUACAUCUUUUCGAAUCAAUGUUACAGACAGAUAAGAGGACAAGAUUAAAAAUCCUUAAGCUACUGGAAGUAGUGGAAGACAAUGCUAUUUCUGCAGCUGCCAAUGAUGGACAGGCUUUAAAUUUUUUUAAGGAUUGUAUGGAUAAUGUGCAACCUAAUUUAAUGGAAUGGUUGAUGCCAACAGCAUGUGUGGAUAAUUUGCAAAUGUUGACAAAAGUUGAGCAUCAACCCUUAUCAGAUGAACAAAAAUUAGAUGAAGAUACAAAUAGUUAUGCACUUAUUCUUUUGAGAAGGUUGUACAGAUUGGCUGCCAUAACGUUUGAUCAAAAUGUUCAGAGGUUUGAUACAUUACUGAUGGAUAAGAUUAUAAUACUGGCCUAUAUGGGACAUAAGCGGCAGCGUGGUCCUGCUUUGAAAGUUUUACAGCAAGCUGUUGCAACUAACUCGUCAUCACGUAUUCGUAAAGAUUACCCUAAUCUAUGGACACAAUAUAAGACCAAUUUACAAUCCACAUAUUGUAAACGUAUGUUGCUGUUAGUAGCAGCAUGUGAUCCAGAUUGGACUAUUCAAUGGAAUACUACUAUCCAGUUUCUUGCUACUGAUCUUCAUCGUGGUGCUACUCUCAUAAAUAAUUUGUUGAGUGUUGAAGAAAAAGCCUUCAAAUCUACUGAUCCUAUUAUACGCAGACAAGCUUUCCUCUCAUGGAAAUUGUUGAUUGACAAUUUUGCUUUAGAUCACCAAGAACUUGCUACUCCUAGGAGAAUAAAACUACUUUGUAUUCCAUUAAAUACUAAGAACAGUAAAACUGAAUUAAUCGCAUUAACAAAAUUAGAAGUUUGGUGGCACUUAAUUAUUAAAUUGUAUAAAGAUAUUGCAAAAUUUGCUACUCCUGUUAUCACACAAUUUCUAAACUAUUGUUUUGGACCACUUGGAGAUACACCACUGCUUUCCUCUAAAUUUGAUGUUGUUGCCUCUCCAGGCAAAAGAUUUUUUAAGACAAAAGUAGUUGCUGUGGAUGCCUUGUGUCAAUUAGUUGUCACAAAGGAAGAUCUCAUUGCAGUUUGUGCUCCAAUGUUAGAAGAAAGACUUCCUCAUGCUAUAUCUGAUGAGGUGUUUCAAGAAUGUUCUAAAAGCAUUAUUCACAGUGUAGGAGAAGCUCUACUCAUUCUUGGUCAACUUACAGAUCAAGAAAUGAAAAAUCGUUUCCAGCUUGGUAAAAUAUUGUGGGCAAAUUUGAUGACAUAUAUAAAAAAUAUAAAACUUGGAACAAAGGACCAUCUGUACAAAGAUGUAAUACUAGUCGUAACAGAAUUGGGAAAUCAUGUAGAUAAAAUUAUGGUAAAAGAUAUGAUUUUCAAUGUAAUUUUGCUGGAUAUCGUAUACCUUGUUGAGGACACUGGUUUUCGUGAUAACGCAUUGCCAGAAUUUGUAUUAAAACUUUUAUCACCGCCAAUACUUAAUGAAAUGCCAAAUUAUAGUUUGGAUCGUAUUAACUAUGCAUUCAAGUGCCUUCUGGAGCGGUGUUUUAGCCCAGAACUUACAUAUUCCUCAGGUGUGCUUGGAUUUCUGGAAACAAUAAUGGAAAAUUUGAAAUUAAUGAUUAGUACACAUAAAAAUAUGAAAGUUUACAUCGAAUUAUGGUCUAUAAUAGCACAGAACUUAACAAAAUAUAUGUCAAACUGUGAAAUUGCUAAUGAAAAUAAUGAAUAUAAUUUCAAAAUUGUCAAAUUGAUCUUAUCACUCCCAUUUCAAUAUUCAUUUCUGGAAAAUCUUGAACAGAUGAAAGAUUAUGCAAAAAUAUGGAAAGUUUUAUAUAAACAAUUUGAGUUACAAUCAGAUUCAACUAGUGCAACAAAGCCAAAUGAAAUCUUAUUGAAUAUUGCAAACAUGAUGCGAGAAUGUUUAAAUACAAAUAAAAAUUGUUGUUUUUUUAUUGUAAAUUGCUUAGAUACUUUAUUGAGCGCUCUCGAUUUUGAAUCAUUGUUAGCUGAAGAUGAAUUCCCAUCCAUUGUACAACUCAUAUUAGAUGUUGUAAUAACUUCAUUUAAUAAUGUACAAAAUCUUAAUUCUGAAAUAGCUCUGAAAAUGUUAUCAGCUAUCCUUACUACUGUAUAUGGACACAAUCCACAAAAAGUAAUAUCAUAUCUGCAUAAUUGUAAAUCAGUGAUCAAACUUAUACUUACAUCGCAAAUAAAGACACUUUUUAAAGAGGUUGCAAGCAUGUGGGAUUGUGUAAUUAAAAUUUUUAAAGGACUUAAUAAACAAUUGGAUUACGAACUUUUAUCUUCGUUCAAAGAAACGAUUAUAAUUGCAAUGAAUCAUUCUAAUCCAGAUUUAAGAUCUUUAACACAAUCUAUUUUUGAAGUUAAAGAUUGCUUGGACAGUAACGCUAAGUGCAUUGUAGAUGAAAUAGAAGAAGCAAUCGAAAAAUCUUAUCCCAAAUCUGAUAGUGUUACAAAAAAGAAAGCAGAAACAGAACAAACAAAAGAGAUACAUAUAGCUGGAAGUUUCUUGAAUAGGAAAUCUACUAAUACAAAAUCAGUAUCCAGUAAGGCAGCAGAAAAAACUGAUAAAUAUACGCUUAUAUUACCUGAACCUGAUUCGCAAGAUUAUGUGUAUAUAAAAACAGAUUUGAAAUUUGAUGUAAAUCGUUUGACUGAGCAUCAAAAAGAAAGUUUAAAGAAAAAGAGAGAAGAUAUACCAGCAUUGUAUAAUGAUCUUUCUCAAUCAUCCUCACAAAAUUCUCAAAAUUUGCAAGAAUGGUUUGAUAUUAAAGUCAAACAUAUUAAUGAAACAGAUAAAAUCAGUAAUAGAAAGAGUGACUCUAUAACUCAAAAACUUAUCGAUAAUGACGCCAACAAGGAAAAUAAAAUUAUGCAAACAAAGUCGGCUAAUUGGGUGGAUAAAGUAGUUGAUAGUCACAUCAGUAGCGAAUUGGAUGUAAAUAUUGAAGAAAAUAUCGCUGAUACUAAGCAAAAUGAAGAUUUAAUAAAUACAGUUGAGAAAAUGAAUUCUAAUGAAAAACAAGAAGAAAAUGAAAUAGAUAUAUCGAAGCAAACAAACUCGGCACAUACAGCAUCUAUCAGUGAACAAAAUACUGCAGAAAUAAACGAAAAAAUAGAUGCUACAACUACAAUAGUAAAAAAAUUAAAUUUUGAAUCACGAGAGGAAUUUUCUGAAAAUAAAAUACAAGAACGACAAUCAUCUCCUUCGAUGUUAGAUAGUAUCAAACGACGACAUCGUAAUAGCAUAAAAUUAAAUUCAUCGUUAAAAAGUGACGAAGUUGUAGAGAGUCAAAAAGAUUCAAGUGCAACAAAUAUACAAAGAACGUUGAGAAUGAAAAUUUCUCAGGAAAAACCUGGUACAAAUAGUAAACAAAAGUCAGACGACGAUAUUGAUAUUAAAGAAAGUUAUAAUGAAAAUAAGAAAGGUAUUAAGCGUAAAUAUACAUCGGAUACUGAAUCGGAUGGGAUACAACGUCGAAAGCGAAAAAGUUUUAAUGAUGACACUGGUGAAACAUCACGAAGCAGUGACUCUUUGGACAUAGAUAUGGAGAAUGUGAGUCAACGUGUAAAAAAUGAAAUAUCUCGUUUAAAAAUUGACAUGGUAUUUGAUUGUCCUGUGGUCAAUCGUCGUCGAGUUAAACAUUUGGAUGAAGGAGAAAAAGAAACAUUUAUACAGGAAAUUGAUGCAGGAAAGAAACAUGGAUUAAGGAAAUAUGGAACACUUGAUAAUAAGAAUUUUAAACAGAAAUCCCUAGAUGGAAGGUUUGUAGAAGGAUCAAAAAGAUUUUCAAAAACACAGGAAAGAAAUACAAAAGAUGCAGAUGAUACAGAUCCAGGAAUAUUUAAAAGACGAGGUAGAAGAAGUAUAAGACAGGAGCCUAAUAAGAGUGAUUUAGACAUUAAUAAAGAUGUUAAAAAAUCCACCAUAACUAAUACUAUUGACAAGGUGCAAGUAACUGAUACUAUUGACAAGAUGCCUGAAUGGAAAAAUUCAGACACAGAUAUGACAGAUGAAGUUUCAACAUCCAGUCAAGUUAUACAAGACGUUACAAUUAGUAAAGAUGAAACAUCUGAAACAGAUAAUUCUAAAUUUACCAGUUUGAAUGUAGAGUCUUCAGAAUCGAGCAAGCAAAGUGAAGAUGAAAUUGAAGAAGUAGAAAGUUUUGUAGAAAGUUCACAAAUUCCUAAUAUCGAUGUAAAAUUAGAUAAAAUAUGUGGCGAGAAACAAUGUUUCAUUAAAAUUAAUAAAAUAGAGAAUAUUCCUCUUAUUAAAGCUUCUGAUGCGAUUAUCGAAAAAAAUUAUGUACCUGAAUCUAUCCCCAUGGAUUGUGACGAUAAUGUACCUGAUCCAUGUAAACAAUCAGAUGAAGCUAAUCUUAAUAAUACAGAAUUGAAUGAUGAAAAUAAAGAUAAAGAUAGUACAAAUAAAGAUACGAUUCAGGAAACUAAUAGUUCCAAUUUAAAAAUUAUAAUUUCAGAAGGUCAGAAGACAAUCGAAAAUUCGUCAUCGAGCAAAUCUACAAGUAUAACUAGUUUUUCUUCGCCGAAAAGUAGUAUCAAAGUGUUAUGUAAACUUAAACCAUUCACAGGUCGUGCUGCUCAUAUGCUAGGUUUAGUUACAAAGCAAGCGCAACUCGAAGGUGACAAUCCAACUAUUGCACUAGAAGAUGAAUCAUCUAUAAAAAAAUUAAAAACCAAGGACGCAGAAAAUGAUACGAGUAAAAAGGCUAUAGCAAUUAAAGAGAUUGAUAAAAUAAACGGACCUUCUGGCAGUCGACAAGAAAAGAUUUUCAGCAAUAUGAGAUCGGCCGAUUAUUGUGCAUCUCCAUCAUUUACUACUUUGAAAAAUGAUGGCGAGAAACUUUCAUUUAAACUGGACAAGAAUAUAUCAGACUACUCAUCAAUAGAAAUUUCAAUCGAUAAAGAAAAUGUAGGAGGUACAUCAUUUUCAUGCGAAAAAGACGAUCUACCAAUAUUGGAAUGGUCAAGCGCUAAUCCACCUUCAUUAACGGCAUCGCCGAGUGCAAGUAUUCUUAAACGUCAACGAUCGAGCAUACCAGAACCAGAUUUAGAUUCUUCAACUCCUAACAAGCGAAAGCGAGUAAGCUUUGCAGAUCCACCGGUAUCAAAAGAGAUGGGUUAUGAAAUAUCAAAUACAGAAUUUUCACAAAAAACUAACAAAUGUCCCACAGCACGUAGUCCUAUGCCAAGAAAGGAUUCUCCACUUAAGCUCAAACAGACUAAGCUUAAAUUUGUACCAAUAGACGUAGAAAAAGUAAUAAUUGAGAACGAUUCUCAAAAUGAAAGUGACUCUGAAACUGUUUUCGAAGCCGAGAAGAAAAAUGAAUCAUUAACAAAGAUAUCUGAAGCAGAUUCUGAAGCUAUGAAUAUAGAUAAAUCAGUAUCUGACGAUUUUGCAGAAAAUGAUAACGUUGAGGUAACUGCCCAUGCGAGAAUUAAGAUCGACGAAGAAUUAGGAAUAGCGCAGGAAAUUGAAAUAACUGCGGACUCUUUUGCUCCUUCUGUUCCGGAGAAUCAACAGACUUCAUCUUCAGAAGAUUCCGAGCAAAAUCCAACUGACACUGCAUCAAUGGACUGCGUCGGAAUCGAAGAUUCCGAAACGCAACGAGAUAUCUUUGACGGAACGGACACGAUAAAUAAUAUUGUACCAACAAAGAUGAGUAACGAUGACAUUAAUACAUCCGUACAAAAUAAUUCGGUAAAUUCUAUUAAACUGAACCUGAUCAAUGAUUCUGUGAUAGCGGCUUUAUCUACCAAAGAUGACAAUACAACAAGCAUGGAGGAUACUGUAGAUAUCCAAAAUAUUACCGAAUUGAAUUCCACUGUCAAUACAGAUGAGGUAUUCUGUGGAAAGCUGAUACGUACUAGUACAGAGACAACGGAAAACUUAAUGGAUCAAGAUACUUUACCGGUAACGGAUUCCUUAUUUGCGAGUUUACCGUUAACUCAAGAAUCUACUCAAAGCCAGGAGGCUCAGAAUAAUGUGGAACCUGAUCCCGAACUUUUGAAUUCUACGCUGCCUAUUUAUCCAACAUUGUCAUCGUGUGCGGAACCAAUCGAUACUAUUGUUGAACGAUUGACUUAUCCUCUUUGGAAAAAGAACUUGUCUACACAUCUCGCGAAUAGAAGUUUGCGCACGAUCGGUGAUCUUGCUCAAUUAUCGGAACGCGAAAUAAACAGAUUACCCGUGAAAGGUAAACCAAAGACUGAAUUUGUGAAGAAAGUGUUGGAACAUUUUGAAAGUACAUGCAUGCUGCAAGCAGAAUCCUCUGAUAGGGAAUCGAAUGCUAAGGUACAAUCGCCUAUCGUAGCGAUGAACAAAACACCAAUUGUACCAAUUAGCGCUCCUCCACUAGCUGUUGCCGAAGCGGAACCUGCGACAGUUGACAAUAAAUCCUCAAGUUGUAGCGCGCCAUUUAAUCGACCUACCGAAGCUGUUUCCAAUAAUCUGUCAAGAGAAAAGUCACCUACAGAGUCCUUGGAUAAAACAGAAUCUAUCACCAGUGACAUGGAUAUUUCAUUGGAGCACAUAUAUUCUCAAAAUUCCGACUUGUCAAUAUUAAAAAACGAGCAGAUAGAUGCGAAAGAACCAAUCGCUGUUGAAAGUUCGUCUAGAACAUCUAUGGAUAAUGUUAAAUCCGUGCCAAUUGUUUCAUCCUCCGAAAGCAUCGCUGUAAAUGAAAUAGUAUUACCUUCAAGUAGCACGGACACAUCAAAAAGUCGUGCUAAAUCUUCAAAUGUAUACGAAGAACUUCUCAUCACGCACUCCUCAGUUGGUACUAGUACUGAGGAAAUUGGUUCCGCGACGCCGAGUGUUCAAAAAGUAACAAGAUCCGUUGAAUCUCAGAUGGCGCUUGAGGAAUUAUUAGAUGAAAUUGAUGUAAAUCUGGUAUUGGAAAGCGCGGUAAGAAGAUGUAGUCCUGAGGCAAUUCUUUUACAAUACAAGGUAAAGAUGGCACAUUUGAAAGAAACAGAGUUGGUGAAGGAAACUAUUAGAAUGCUUGGUUUGCAAAAUAAACAGCAAGUUAACGAUGCAUCGUUAAAAGCUGCCUGUCGUGCAUGUGGCGUCAACAAAGUCCUUCUUAGAUUACCCGACAUCUUCAGUUACGAUAAACAGUUUUUUGAUAAGGUGCUUAAGGUAUAUAGCAAGAAGCUUAAUGUAACUGAUUUUGUGAACACUUUCGAUUUUAAUCAGUUAAAAAAUGUGGUUUGCCAAAAAAUCACAUCAUCUGAACUCAUUGAGAUGCUUUCGGAAAAAUUAAAACAAGAAGAACAAGACGGUAUUAAGCAACCCAUGACUGAAUUAUCUAGUUUGGACGCUAUGCUACAAAGAUUACCGAUGGACGUGAUCAUUAGUCAUACUGUAGCAAACGAGGAGCUUAUUCCGGCACAGGUAGUUCUGGAUAUAGCUUUACAGAAUAAUAGCUCGGGAGAUAUAGCGCAAGCGUUAAAACAAUCUCCUGUUUUGGCUAGACGCGUGUUAGACAAACUGUGGACAUCUCAGUUUACGAUCGCGCAUAUCGAGAAUGAUGAUACAUCCAAAGAGUGUUUGCUUAAUAUUUUUAAAAGCGUGUGCUCUAAAUUGACUGCACAAGAACUGUUAAACGCGUAUCACGAAGCUAUGACAAAUAAAGUCAUGAUAAAAAACGAAAAUAAAUAGACUGGAUUUGGAGUUCUAGGUUCAGGAUCAUGAAAUACUACGACUGAUGUUUGCAGAAAUAUUGACGCGUCAUAUAUAUCUAGAAACUAGCUAUUCUUACACUUAUUUCUUCAUUUAUUUCAUUUCAAAGUUCAUAAUUUGACUUUAAUUAUGACAGUUAAGUUUUCAACGUUUUCAUUUGCAUCACGCACAUAAUUAAUGAUAGCUUGUCCACUAUCUUGUUGUAUAGUUGCUACCAUUGAUAUUUUAAUCGAUUUAUUUGUAAGUAUUCAUCAAGUUCAUUAAAUGAUAUGAUUUGUUAUAAUUAUAAAACAUUUAUGCGUUAGAAUUUAUAUUAAUCCUCGCAAUACCAGACCGUAUUUUGCCGUAUAUGCAAUAGAAAUAUUUUAUAUUUUUCAAACAAAACAUUUGUUUGAUAAAAUAAUUAAUAAUGUAGAAGAGAAAUAACGCGCGAAUGUUUUCUCAAAAGAAAACUCUUUCUUAAACAUAAAUUAACAAAA